GGUCCGAAUCCCUUGGUCUGAGUUCUUUGAUCUUCCAAGCCUCAAUAAAAACAUCCCUGUUAUUGAGUAUGAGCAGUUUCUUGAAGGGGAUGGUUCUGGGGUUAUGAGGAAACACGGGGCCUAAAUGUCUCUUGUCUGUCUGUCCAAGGAUCAGCCUCUAUCAUAGCUCCUGUUCUUUUGAAAAACACUUCAGCACGGUCAGUGAUGUUAGACAGAGCUGAAAACCUCCUUCAUGACCAUUACGGAGGGAGAGAUUAUUGGAAUACCCGUCGAAGUAUGGUGUUUGCUAAACACCUGCGUGUGGUGGGGGAUGAGUUUAGGAGGAAAUACCUUCACUCCACUGAUGAGGCAGACAGGACAGACUACAAUGAGGACUGGACACAGAUGAAGGUAAAGCUGGGCACUGCUGUAGGCGGGCCAUACCUUGGGGUUCACCUCAGAAGAAAAGACUUCAUCUGGGGUCACAGAGAAGAUGUGCCAAGCCUUCAUGGAGCAGUGAAGAAAAUCCGCAGCCUCAUGGAGAAGCAUAAACUUAAGAGAGUUUUCAUAGCUACUGAUGCCAUUGUGGAGGAGACUGAAGAGCUCAAGAAAUUACUGCCUGAGAUGGUGAGGUUUGAACCCACUUGGGAGGAGCUAGAACUCUACAAAGAUGGAGGAAUAGCAAUUAUUGACCAGUGGAUCUGUGCACAUGCUAGGUAUUUUACAGGCACCUCAGUUUCAACAUUUUCCUUCCGGAUUCACGAGGAAAGGGAGAUCCUGGGAUUUGACCCUAAGACCACUUACAACCGAUUUUGUGGUGAGAAAGAGAGAAACUGUGAACAGCCAACCCACUGGAAAAUUGUUUAUUAAUAAAACCACUCCAAAGGACUGCAGUAAGUGGCGAGCUCACCAAACCAAGAGAACACUCACAGGAAACAUCUCUUUCUAGCCAAGCUACCACUUCCUCCUCCUCCUCUUCUUGGUGUUAGCUCUGAGUCUGGGUUUUAAGCACAACUGGGUAGCAAUACCAUGGUCAUUCUCCUGACCAGGCACUGAUAUAACUGGUCAAAAUGAAGUGAGGUAAGGAUUCGGUUCUUGGUAUAGCUGGUAUGCCAGGACAAUAUACUCACUCUCUAAAUGUUUAAUUUAGAUUGAAGAGGCCAAGCAUUGUUUUAGGAGGCAGCAAAAAUGUUUUCACUCAAUGUUUGUUUUUUAAGUGCUGUAUCUAUAACAUAGCUAUAGUCUGUACCACAUUCCUAUGUUCAGGUGGUUAUUUUCUUUUCAGCUUUAUUUGACUCACUGUAGUAUUAUCUGUUUACAAGGAGGACAUUUAGGUGUUGUAACCUGCACUUUGUGAGGGCUGCAGAUUGUGUACAGAAUGUGCAGUUCUGGAGGGAAAAUCAAAUAGUAAUUUUUUAACAUGUCAAACUGGUACAAAAAUGCAUUUCAUAUUCAUAAUAAAGGGUAUUUUUACCAGAACACAGACCAGUGUCACAGCUAGCACCUUUAAUAGCAAUUCUUGGCAGAGAGGUCAGUGGCUAAAAUAUAUAAAGGCUGAACUACGUUGGCAACCCCAAAGCUGGUUGGGUUCUGUUUAGUGGGGCUGCGAGGGAAAGCGUGCACUGCCUGUCAUGUACAUGUUCUCUCUAAACAGGACGCUUCAUUUUAUAGAGCUGUCAUUCAGCACCUUUCUCCCAUGUUAAACUCACUCAAAUCAAGGCAAAUAUAAACAGCAUUUGGGGAGUUUCCUGCUUUGCAAGAAGAACUUUUCAAAGCGUGGAGCUGCUUGUUUAGGCUUGAGGGUGUUUUGCAGCUGCAUAGGGGUUGCAGAAUGGCAUAUUCUUUCUUUCCCCCUCCACUCCUGGCCUGGUGCACAUUGGAACGGUUACAGGGCGUGACUUCAUCCCUGGUUUCAGACAUGCUAAAACUGACCAGCCAUUAUAAAGGUCAUCGGACUCUUUGCUCUUCCCCUUAAUUCUGCGUCACCAUCAAAUCUCCCAAGUGAACCUGUACAGCUGCAUGCAGGUGACACUCUCCCUUGGGACUGAAAUGUCACACUCAGCAAGGGCACAUGGAAGCAGAGUAGUGGGGUACCCCCUUCUGUCAGCCAUUGUGGCAUGGGGAGCUGUUACAUUAACUGCAGUGUGGGCAGAAGAGAGUGCAAUGGCCGUCUGAGAAAACACUUCACAAAUAUGAAGCCUUUGACACUCUCACUGUUCAGAGUCGGCUACAUGCAAUAUUUUGUUCGUGGUGUGCAUCAGGUAGACUUCUGUCUUGCGAUUUUAAUCUGGCUCAUGGUUCUGCGAGGUCUCCGAUAGGUCUGUUUAAGAAAAAGGGGAGCCAUAAUUUUCAGAGUUCAGCAGUAUGUUUUUCCUCUAAAUUUGAACAGAACACCCUGCAGUUAAUGGGUUCUUCCUCAUGUUGUCAAGUGUGCUGUUACUGUGCCCUUCGCCCACCCCCCACCUCUUUCAUGAUUUCAGCAGCAUUUUUCUCGGUUCCUUCCUGUGUCCCAUUGGGCUUCUUCUCAUGUCUAACGCCUGCCCGCUUGGGCUCAGUAAUACCCCCCUCCUGUGCUAUCUCUGGGAAUCUUACUGUAUGCUCUCAGCCAGCCAGCCAGGCUUGUCCUGUGCUGUGUGCGGAAAAACUUGUACGGUCUCCUCAUAAAGUGAGUAAUUUCAGGCCUCCUGUGUUGUUACCAGCUAUUUAUUUGUAUCUCUGUACAGCAAGGGUUUCUUUCCAGUGACAAAAUGAAGCUUGUGGGAGCCUUGUAUUCUCCAAGCAGUGCCUUUUCCAGCUGAGUUGGACAUUGUUGUCAUGUAGCCUGCGUGCUGUGCAAAGCAUACCUAUAACUGUAUACCUCAAUUUCUUAUCAAAAAUAAAACACUUUGUAGUAUCUUUUA
Molecule: messenger RNA, 2879 nt
Organism: Terrapene triunguis (Three-toed box turtle)
Lineage: Eukaryota; Metazoa; Chordata; Testudines; Emydidae
Gene: POFUT2
Product: protein O-fucosyltransferase 2
Exons: 7
Coding region: 205-849 (214 amino acids)
Biological process (GO): protein O-linked glycosylation via fucose
Molecular function (GO): peptide-O-fucosyltransferase activity
Source: RefSeq, a predicted model, not a curated record